UUUAUGCUGGCGACGUUUGUUUCUCUUUCGAGAUGAUGUGAAUUUAGCACGAAUAAAAAGGUCAUAGUGCGGCGGCUUACGACAAAAAGAUUAAAAAAGCUGCCUUGACGAAUGAUCAGUUUGUCUUGAGGGAUCACGGCGCGAUCUUAUCGAGGAACGCAACACUUCCUGUCAUCUCAGCACAGCGAAGUAUAGAGGAAGUUUGUUGCAGAAAGUUUCGGUACACGAACGUUUCUACUUUACAGACAGCGAUCUUCCAGAACCAGUGGCGAGACGAAUAUGCAGCAAUUCAGAGCGAAAUUUCAUCAAGAGAUACGAGUGGAGUUCAUAUCGCAUUUCUCGCCGACGCACACGGAAGAAGCAUUUUGUUGUAUGAAAAUAAUGAGGUCGAAGGGCGAACUGUGUGAUGUAAACUUACUCGUUGGAGAACCUCAGCGGCGGAUUGCCGCGCAUCGACUUGUGUUGGCAUCAUCUAGUCCAUAUUUUCAAGCCAUGUUUACGGGUGAGCUAAUCGAAAGCAGGCAAAGAGACAUAACGCUGCAAGGAGUCGAUGCCGAUGCCAUCGAACUGCUUGUAGACUUUGCCUACACCGCGCGCAUUCAAGUAAGCGAAGAUAACGUGCAAGCUUUGCUUCCCGCGUCGAGUUUAUUACAACUAACUAGCGUAAAAGACGCUUGCUGUGAAUUUCUUAAGAAUCAGCUUCAUCCCUCAAACUGUCUUGGUAUCCGGGCGUUCGCCGACACUCAUACUUGCGUUGACUUAUUAGAAUCGUCGCAUCGUUUCGCCCUUCAGCACUUUUUGCAAGUCUCGCAAACCGAGGAAUUUAUGCUACUUUCUGUCGAACAAGUCUUGGAUCUCAUCUCUAAUAGUGACGUGAACGUAGAAAAUGAGGAGCAAGUGUACAAUGCGGUUAUAAACUGGGUCAAGUUCGACGUAGACAAUCGCAGGGAAUUUGUGAGAGACCUGUUACCAUUUGUGAGGCUUCCCCUGUUGACUAGAGAAUGCUUAAUGACCCGCGUCGAAACGGAAGUAUUGAUUCGGAAUACCCCUGACUGCAAAGACUUGCUCAUCGAAGCGAUGAAGUACCACCUUUUACCAGAGCAGCGCUCAGUGCUUCAAAGUCCCAGAACUGUCUCUCGUAAGCCUACUGGACAGGUGCCAAUCUUGUUUGCCAUUGGUGGGGGCAGUUUGUUCGCCAUUCAUAGUGAGUGCGAGUGCUAUGAUCCCAGGAUUGACAGAUGGUGCAUGGUGACUCCCAUGUCAACCAAACGUGCUAGGGUGGGUGUUGGCACAGUAUGUGGAAAGAUUUAUGCUGUUGGUGGAUAUGAUGGGAGUAAUGACUUGGCAACAGUUGAAGCCUACUGUCCUCAGAGUAACCAGUGGUUGUUAGUUCCAUCCAUGGGAACUCGUCGUAGCUGUCUGGGUGUUGCUGUCUUAAAUGGUUUAAUUUAUGCCAUUGGUGGCUAUGAUGGAGCAUCCUGUUUGAACAGUGUUGAGAGAUUUGACCCUUUGACAGCUCAGUGGAUGUCGGUUGCAGCCAUGAACACAAGAAGGCGGUAUGUGCGUGUGGGUGUAGUGAAUGGCGUAAUUUAUGCCAUAGGAGGCUAUGAUGGAAGUGCACACCUAAACACAGUGGAGUGCUUUGACCCCAUGACCAAUACAUGGAGAACAGUUGCCAGUAUGGCCAGUAGAAGAAGCAGUGCUGGUGUGGCUGUACUGAAUGACAUGCUGUAUGUUGUUGGUGGCAAUGAUGGAGCGUCUUGUUUGAACACAAUGGAACGCUAUGACCCUGUUGCGGAUGCUUGGACUUGCCUGGCCCCAAUGAGCAUUCGCCGUAGCACCCAUGAUGUGGCAGUGAUUGACAGAGUAUUGUUUGCAGUGGGUGGCAAUGAUGGCAGCUCCAGUCUUAACAGUAUUGAAAAGUAUGACCCAGAUACCAACAAGUGGACUUCAGUUGUCUCCAUGAGCACAACAAGAAGCAGUGUAGGGGUGACUGUGGCUCAUGUUUUGCUGCUCUAAAGCUAGAACAUUAGUCAGAAAGUUUAUUGAAAUGAGUGACUUAAUGGUAAUUGGUUUUGAUUGGUAUAAUAUUUCAUGUUCUAUAUAUUGAUGGUCAAUUUCUACCACCUGUACUGUGUGUAAAUUAUUUUAUUUUGCAGGGUUGUAAAACUGUUUCUGUAUCUUUGCAUAGUGUCCUAAACAGCUGUUGUUUGGUCUUGUCAUGCAACUCUCUCUGUCCUCCACCACUGCCUGCUUCAUGGUGGGGGAGAGAGCAUGCAUGAUGAGAUCAAACAACAGCUGCAAAAGGCGAUGAUUGACCACCAUGUUUGUUUGAUGAGUUACAGAUUGAAGUACAUUGUGUAUCAGACCUAAAAAAAUAGUGUAGUCAAGUUACACUUCAUAGACUUUAUAAACAGAUUUUCCCCAAUAUAUGAAAACCCAUCUCCAAAUUGGUGACUGAAAAUUAACACAAGGUCAAUCCUUGUUAAAGCUACAUGCUGCUGUGUUUUUUCAGAAUUCUUUUUAUAAAAGAAAGUUAAGUGCAAAUCACCUGUAAAGAUUUGUCACUUGCUAUAAUAAAUAUAAUUCACUUCAUAAGAAAUCCAUACUAGCAUAAGAUUUCUUUGUUCUGUAAUUUUACAAAUGUUCAUGCAGCCUUGUCUUUUCUGAGAAAAUUCAUUAUCAAAUACUGGAGACUGACAACAUCUAAGUCGUUUUAGGGUAUUUAGACUUGUACUUCAGUUUAAUUAAUAGUUACAAUCAAAGAAAUAUCUUCCGAAUAUGCAUUUUCAACAGUUUACUUCUCUCUGAUUUUGAAUUGUGUGGACAUUACAAUCUUUACCAUUUUUGAGUUUUUUUGCAAGAUUACUGAGUUUGACUUUUCUGUAUUUGCUAUCAUAAUGCAUGGAAACUUUUCAUUUUGUUGUUCUAUUUGAAGAUGUUAGCUGCCCUUAGAAGGAAGUUGAUUGCACUUUUACAUUGCAAUCAUGUACAAAGUUCUUGUAUCUAAUAAAGUUAAUUCAGAUUUUUAGUUCAUUGAAUUGCAACUUUUAAUUUGUGCACAAAUGCAAAGUACGUACAAUUCUGAAACUCCUUAAACAUUAGCACACAAACACAAAAAACUUUUUUCUGCUUUUGCAAAACUUGGCUCCCCAAAUGGAAAGACUUCUUUUUGUAUCAAUCACUGAAAGCCCCUUAAAGGAUCUUAACCCUUUACACUCUAACAUCAGAAUGUAUAAUAUACGUCGAUUGAAGCUCUCCCUCAGGGGCUUUUCAGCCACAAUGUACAUGUAGACUAACUAAGAGUUUAAAAAUCUCCACUGGCAGGAGGCAGACCAGUGGACUAUUUACAGAGCGCAGCCGAGGAGUUGAACUAAGGGGUAACUGAGAACAAAGCCAGUGAGUGGCAGGGUGGAGGAAUUGAACCCGGGACACUGCAUUACAAGUCCUGCACCCUAACCACUUGGCCACGCUGCCUCCUAUGGAUCGAAGGGUUAAAGAAGGAUUUUUAUGAUGCUAAUAGGAUACUGCUAGUUAAAUAAGAGAAGGGGUGCCUCCGGCAUAGAAGAAAGUUAAAAGCAUGUUUACAGCACAAUCAAUUUACAGUGCAAUAAAAGAAAAAAUGAAGUCAAAAAUGGAUUUUAUUUUCAUCAGUAUGGAAAAAGAACAUGUGUCAAUUAAGUAUACCUUUGGUUUAUUGAGGUACAUGUACACUUUCCAUACAUAACAUACCAACACUGUCGUUACAUUAAAACUAUCGUUGUCCCACCACACAUUUAAAUGCACUUUUGGCAAAAACAGGUAGCACUGUUUACUAAAGCCCUUUCAAUCUUUUUACUUGUAAAAAAAAAAAACAAACAAAAAAAA
This is a messenger RNA of Stylophora pistillata, 3867 nucleotides long. Its product is annotated as kelch-like protein 17. The record is from RefSeq and is a predicted model, not a curated record. Lineage: Eukaryota; Metazoa; Cnidaria; Anthozoa; Scleractinia; Pocilloporidae. Gene Ontology annotation, molecular function: protein binding.